AUGCUGAAUUAUACUUUGAAUCAUGAUGACUCUGACUCUGAGUCAGAGUCAACCCAUUCCAGUUCUCAUGUUAAAUAUAAAUCAUUUGAAAAGACUAGAACUUUUGAAAUCAAUUUAAAACAUAGUAAUACUACUAUUACUUCAUUUAUAUCAACUUCUGAUUUAGAAACUAUUUAUGCUGAUUAUGAUUCAUCCCAAGAUUCUUCCUCUGAUACUUCAAAUGAUGAUGAUGAUUAUAGUACUAAUAGUCAAAUGGGAUUAUUAGAUACUAAUGAUGAUCUAAUCUAUGAUCAAUUCACUCAAGCUUCAAGUCCAAGUUUAAAUAAAGUAGAUGCUCUAUUUGAUUUAACUAGUUUUGAUAACUUUAAUCUAACUAAUAAUAGUGAAAUAACCGAUCCUCUAUUAGAAUAUACUCCAUCUACUGAUAUGAUUAAUAUUACUUCUUCUACUUCUACUAUCCCCAGAAAAUAUCAUCAUCAUCAUCAUCAUCAUCAUAAUAUAUUUCAUAAUAUAGUAACUUCAAAUAAAUGGUCAUUGCAUAGAAAGGGUAAAUCAUCUACAACUACUUUAGAUAGUUUCACUCUUCCUGAAUGUUCAACCUCUUUAUUGUUACAUGGUUCACCAUCAUCUUCUACUUCAUCACUGAAGAAUCAUAAAUUGUCUUCUAAAUUAGAUAAUUAUAAACGAUUCUUUCCUAAAACUUAUCACAUUUUACACAAGUUAUAA
This is a messenger RNA of Scheffersomyces coipomensis, 726 nucleotides long. RefSeq lists its product as uncharacterized. Bases 1 to 726 code for a protein of 241 amino acids. The transcript has a single exon. NCBI's taxonomy places the organism in Eukaryota, Fungi, Ascomycota, Pichiomycetes, Serinales, Debaryomycetaceae. The record is from RefSeq and is a predicted model, not a curated record.